This is a messenger RNA of Rhinocladiella mackenziei CBS 650.93, 570 nucleotides long. RefSeq lists its product as uncharacterized. The coding region runs from base 1 to 570 and encodes 189 amino acids. Gene Ontology annotation, biological process: endosome organization; regulation of protein localization. Gene Ontology annotation, cellular component: endosome; BLOC-1 complex. The transcript is spliced from 3 exons. NCBI's taxonomy places the organism in Eukaryota, Fungi, Ascomycota, Eurotiomycetes, Chaetothyriales, Herpotrichiellaceae. The record is from RefSeq and is a predicted model, not a curated record.
AUGGCCACCCACGUGUCUCGUCAUCCCACCAGCUAUGCUACCAAUCAUAAGGCCCUCCCCAUCAUCAUGCCACCCAAGACCUCUUCCUACAGCUUGCCGGUCUCAAGAGUGGCCAUAUCACCCCCAGAGUUGUCCGACACCGGCACCACCUACGACGGAAGCCGUACAUCGGCUGGCUCUUAUUCCGCCAGAUCCAGCAACUACGCCCCAAGCCACAGCAGUGGCGAUUAUGACUCUUGCAACUCUCAAUCCGGCGUGGAUGUCGUUGACAUGCUUGCCGACAAAAUGAACGGCGCCUUCGAUCCCAUUCGAAUGGACCGAUCACUGGCGAGCCAGGCGCAAACAUCUGGCCAACUCAAUGCCACCCAACGGGAAUUGCAAGAGUUGCAAGCCAUGGCUCAACGAAGACUGAAAGGUGCCAGAGUCAAUUUCGCAGAGGGCGUGGAAGCGGCACGAGAGGCCCGCAGAGAUGUUGAAUACACGUCCAAGAAAAUCGCAGCGAUGAAAACCAAGGCUGAAAGGAAACACCCUGAUGCGUAUGCGAAAGCCAGUCGCAGCCGCCAUGCUUGA